AUGAAAGAAGCAAUCGUCGGCAAGGGCCCUACGGUCACUAUCAGAGAUACCGAGAUCCCAAAGCCUGGGCCGCAUCAGAUCGUUACCAAGAUUGAAUACAGCGGUAGUAACCCAAAGGAUUGGAAAGUGCCAGAAUGGAUGCCAGACACGCCAGCUCUGAACCAGGGCGACGACAUCAGUGGUGUCGUCCACGAAGUAGGAGAAGGCGUUACAGAGUUCAAGAAGGGCGACCGCGUGGCUGCCUUCCACGAGAUGAUGGCCCCUGGCGGUUCCUACGCCGAAUAUGGGUUGAGUUGGGACCACACUACAUUCUUCCUCCCAGAGAACACAAGCUUUGAAGCCGGUGCUGCUCUUCCGCUGGCUGCUCUCACAGCAGCAGUCGGCCUAUUCGGCGACAACACACUGAACCUUCCUGCCCAGCCAUGGAACCCCACAACCGAGAAGAUCCCGCUUGUUGUCUACGGCGGCUCAUCAGCAGUCGGAUCCUACGUCCUCCAAUUCGCUUCGAAGGCCAAUAUCCACCCACUCAUCGUUGUCGCUGGCCGAGCUCAGAAGCACGUCGAGCAGUUCAUCGAUCGCUCGAAGGGAGACACAAUCAUAGAUUACCGCAAUGGCGACGAGGCUGUACAGCAAGGCAUCAAGGAUGCUCUGAAAGGUCAAAAGCUGCACCACGCAUACGACGCUGUCUCGGAGAAAGGCAGCUAUCACAACAUCGGCAAGGCCCUGGAGCCAAAGGGCAAGAUCACACUGGUCUUGCCAGGAAAGGAUUACUCCGAUAUGCCAGAGCAUGUUACGAAGACAAUCACGAUGGUGGGCGAUGUUCAUGGGCCAAAGAAAGAUUUGGGAUUUGUCUACUCAAGGUACAUCACGAGAGGACUGGAAGAGGGCUGGUUCAAGCCACAGCCACAGGAGAUUGUGCCUGGAGGUCUUAAUGGGGUCCAGGGUGCGCUGGAGAAGUUGAAGGAUGGGACUGUGAGCGCGGUCAAGUACGUUUUCAAGAUCUCGGACACGAAGUAG
Molecule: messenger RNA, 1017 nt
Organism: Fulvia fulva
Lineage: Eukaryota; Fungi; Ascomycota; Dothideomycetes; Mycosphaerellales; Mycosphaerellaceae
Product: Trans-enoyl reductase fsr4
Exons: 3
Coding region: 1-1017 (338 amino acids)
Molecular function (GO): oxidoreductase activity, acting on NAD(P)H
Source: RefSeq, a predicted model, not a curated record